Melanotaenia boesemani (Boeseman's rainbowfish) is the source of this 1687-nucleotide messenger RNA. RefSeq names its product homogentisate 1,2-dioxygenase (gene hgd). Gene Ontology annotation, biological process: L-phenylalanine catabolic process. NCBI's taxonomy places the organism in Eukaryota, Metazoa, Chordata, Actinopteri, Atheriniformes, Melanotaeniidae. Gene Ontology annotation, cellular component: cytoplasm. The coding region runs from base 152 to 1483 and encodes 443 amino acids. The transcript has 14 exons. Gene Ontology annotation, molecular function: homogentisate 1,2-dioxygenase activity. The record is from RefSeq and is a predicted model, not a curated record.
AUAUCCAGCCCCUUCUCCACAGAGUCCACAUACCAGCAUGCACACAUCCUGAAGUGGAUUUUGGUCGCAGGAAACACUCUCAGAAAUUGCAAGUUAUUUUAUAACCACUGAGACCUUCAACAGCAGAGGAAACAUUUCAAAAGAAAACAUAAUGGCUGGACUUAAGUACAUGAGCGGUUUUGGGAAUGAGUUUUCUUCUGAAGAUCCACGUUGUCCUGGAUCCUUACCUGAGGGACAGAACAGCCCUCAAGUCUGUCCUUAUGGCCUCUAUGCUGAGCAGCUCUCUGGUUCUGCCUUCACCUGCCCACGUCCAUCCAACAAGAGAAGCUGGCUGUACCGAAUCAUCCCAUCUGUUAAACAUAAGCCUUUUACACCUGUGCCACGUGGGGAUCUAACAGAGAGCUGGGAUGAAGUUGAGCCUGAUCCUAACCAGCUACGAUGGAUGCCGUUUACCAUCCCUAAAUCUACAGAGAAGAAAGUAGACUUUGUGGCUGGUCUUCAUACCAUCUGCGGUGCAGGAGAUGCUAAAUCUCGGAAUGGCAUUGGCAUCCAUGUGUACAUGUGCAACACCUCCAUGGUUGACAGGUGCUUUAACAACUCCGAUGGAGACUUUCUGAUUGUUCCCCAGCAGGGUGAGAUCUUGAUCACUACAGAGUUUGGGAAGAUGAUGGUUGAGCCAAACGAGAUUUGUGUUAUACAGCAAGGGAUGCGAUUCAGUGUGGAUGUGUUUGGAGAAACCAGAGGCUACAUUCUGGAGGUGUAUGGAGCCCAUUUUGAGCUCCCUGACCUGGGACCUAUAGGAGCCAAUGGCCUAGCCAACCCAAGAGAUUUCCUGUGUCCAGUGGCAUGGUAUGAGGAUCGCAGUGUGACAACAGGCUACACCAUCAUCAACAAGUACCAGGGAAAACUGUUUGCCUGUCAACAGGAUUUCUCUCCAUUCAAUGUGGUUGCCUGGCACGGUAACUACACACCAUACAAGUACAAUCUGAAGAACUUCAUGGUCAUCAACUGUGUGGCCUUCGACCAUGCGGAUCCUUCUAUCUUUACUGUGCUGACUGCCAAAUCCACAAAACCAGGUGUGGCCAUUGCUGACUUUGUCAUCUUCCCUCCACGAUGGGGUGUAGCUGACCACACCUUCCGUCCACCAUACUAUCAUCGUAACUGCAUGAGUGAAUUCAUGGGUCUGAUCAAAGGCCACUAUGAAGCCAAAGAGGAGGGUUUCCAGCCAGGUGGGGCCAGCCUCCACAGCAUCAUGACCCCACAUGGCCCCGAUGCUGACUGCUUUGAAAAGAACAGCACAGCUGAGCUUAAACCUGAGAGAGUUGCUGAAGGAACCAUGGCUUUCAUGUUUGAGUCAUCCUUCAGUAUGGCAGUAACUAAAUGGGGCCUACAAACAUGCCAGAGGCUUGACAAGAGCUACUACCGGUGUUGGGAACAUCUCCGCAGCCACUUUAACCCCAACUGGAAGCCCAGCAAGCAGUAAAGAAGAAGAAAAAAAGAACACCCCUAAACAUUUGCAACUUGAAAGUAAUUUGGAUCUAAUUACCAAAACAUAUAUUUUCCAAAAUAAUCAAUUUUUUGUAUCAACCAGUAAUUUGGUAUCAGUAGUUCAUGGAUUUAUAAUUUCAUUAUGUGGACAAGAAAAGAACCAAACAAUCUAUGCUGCAUAAUAAAUGUUUUUGUUGCA